UAACUAACUCUAGUAAGUAUUCUUAUUGCGUAAAACCCUAUUCUCUACUCUCUAACUCCCUCAUGCGGAUUCACUUACAAGUUAAAUCAAAUAUAUAAACACUUCUCGCUACUACCCUUCUUCUCUGAUCCACGUUAUUGUUACUCUUCUUCCCCGAACUCACUAGGGUUUCAUUUCAUCUAAUCAUGAACUGUGAAGUUUUUCAGCUCAACGAACUGGAAGUCGAGCAAUUUGAGAUACACGAAGUUUUGCAAUGCAUAUUGCACACGAUCAUUUUUCAUCGGGCAUUAGGUCUUGUGCGUCCUAAAGAUGUUGACUUGGAACUCUGUGACAUCACCUAUGUUCAAUGUGGAGAGGUUGAGGUUGAAAAGAAAAUAGAAGAGAAAAUUGGGCAGUUUCUUGAUUGGUUGGUGAAACAUCCAAUCAAAAAGAGUCAGAUAUGCUUAUCUUUCUAUGAGGUUAAAAACAAAAAGACAUCUUGGUUCAGUAACAAGAUUGAGCAUCUGUAUUUUGAGCAUUGGUAUAUUAAUCUGAAUCUGAAAUCGCGUUCUGAAGUUGCUGAUUUCGGAGAGGGAGAAUUAGAGGCUAAAAAUGCUCGAAGGAAAGCACUUGAAGUAUCGCUACGUAAUGUUUUACUUCAAAUAAUCGAUUUCGUCAACAAGAAGAUGGAUCAUGUUCCACCAAUACCAAAUUCAGAGGAGGUUAUGUCAUUUCCCUAUGAAAUUACAAUACCUAGUUCAUCCGAUUCUGCAUUUGGAAUGGACAUUAUCAAGAGAAUGAUACAGACUGGGCAUCCAACAAUGUUAAGUUGAUAGUUCCAGUUUAUAGAGCAGUUUAUGAGAUUUAGUGAAUGUUUUGCUCCACUUUAGAAGAGACAAGUGAUUUUAUUAAAAGCAUAGAAUUGAUUUUGACAUAUUUGAUUUUCAAUCAUUCAUAUUCUUUCCUGAGUUCGUGUUCCGUUGAAGGUAUCUCCGACAUCAUGUGUAGUGGCUUUCAUUACGUAAUAUCGCAAAUUGUGUCAAUAUUGAUAACAAGUUCGACUACUAUAGCCAAAG
Vicia villosa (hairy vetch) is the source of this 1055-nucleotide messenger RNA. RefSeq names its product autophagy-related protein 101-like. Gene Ontology annotation, biological process: autophagosome assembly; autophagy. The record is from RefSeq and is a predicted model, not a curated record. The transcript has 7 exons. Gene Ontology annotation, cellular component: phagophore assembly site. NCBI's taxonomy places the organism in Eukaryota, Viridiplantae, Streptophyta, Magnoliopsida, Fabales, Fabaceae. The coding region runs from base 186 to 812 and encodes 208 amino acids.